Molecule: messenger RNA, 381 nt
Organism: Dibothriocephalus latus
Lineage: Eukaryota; Metazoa; Platyhelminthes; Cestoda; Diphyllobothriidea; Diphyllobothriidae
Source: the annotation of a GenBank genome assembly
AUGAUGCCCGUGAUGAAUGAUUGUGGGGAUGCUAAUGCACAAGCUCAACAGGAAGCUCAAAAAGCGGAAAUUGAGAAAAGGCAGAAGGAGAUGACAAAUGACAUAUUAAGCAGAAUACUUGAUCAGAACGCCCGAGCUCGCUUAAAUACAUUGGCAAUGACGAAGCCCGAUAAAGCUAAGGCCGUAGAAAAUAUGCUUGUUAACAUGGCACGCUCGGGUAGGAUAGGAGGAAAGGUCACAGAAGAGCAAUUAAAGGAUCUCCUCACCCAGAUAGCCUCCGCGUCUAAGCCGUCGACCACUGUCAAGGCGUUCGGCUUGGAAGCUUCAAUCAGGCACUUUGUGUUCGAAAGUACUCGUUGUGAUAAAGAGUUCAUUGUGUGA